Chanos chanos (milkfish) is the source of this 3687-nucleotide messenger RNA. Its product is annotated as mitotic checkpoint serine/threonine-protein kinase BUB1-like. Gene Ontology annotation, cellular component: nucleus. The coding region runs from base 1 to 3687 and encodes 1228 amino acids. NCBI's taxonomy places the organism in Eukaryota, Metazoa, Chordata, Actinopteri, Gonorynchiformes, Chanidae. The transcript has 21 exons. Gene Ontology annotation, biological process: meiotic sister chromatid cohesion, centromeric; protein phosphorylation; mitotic spindle assembly checkpoint signaling. The record is from RefSeq and is a predicted model, not a curated record. Gene Ontology annotation, molecular function: protein kinase activity; ATP binding.
AUGGAUAUUAGUGCACAUUUACGGAUAUUUGAGGAGAAUUUGACCAGCUAUUCUGGAGACGACCCUCUGGAUCCAUGGGACAAGUUCGUCGAGUUUUUAGAGAGCAGAUUACCUCCAGAGGAAAAGAAAAGCUUGUCUGUCGUGGUAGACCGCUUGGUGCAGAAGUUUCUACAAGAGGAGCGCUAUUACAAUGACAUACGAUAUGUUAAUCAUUGCAUCAAAUGUGCGAGUUAUUACAGUGAUCCAAUCAAAGUGUACAGCUAUGUGCACAGUCAAGGCAUUGGGACCCGUGCUGCUUCUCUCUAUAUCGCUUGGGCCAGGCAGUUUGAGGAGAGUGGGCUUUUGUCUCAAGCUGAGGCUGUGUAUCAGAGAGCUGUGGAAAACCAGGCUGAGCCGAUAGGUGUUGUGCAUCAGCAGUACAGAAUCUCCAAGUCUGAGGUUAAUCUGUCUAAGCCACCCAUUAAAAGCACUGUGGAAAAUGUACAGUUUGUAUCCAUGUACUGUGUGAAUCACCUCGUCUGUGAGGGCUCUGAGUUGUGCUUUGAAGAACUUCGGGCAAGGCGAUACUUUGCAAAGUGUAAGCAGCAGGAAGAGCUAAGAAAACUAGAGGAGAUACGGCAGAGAGUACAGGCAGAGGAGGAAGAGGUGAGACAGAUGAAUAAACUCCUGGAAGAGCUUGGGAACAAGAUCAGCAUUAAACCAACAGAGGGGGCAACUUCCAAACUAGUGUCACAGGAGCAGCCCAAGCCAGUGUCAGUGGUGAACUCUGAAUCUCUCCAGCAGGAUGCGAGCCAUUCUUCAAACAGCCAGCUCCCACUGAGGCAGAGAUCCAUGCCAGGCCUGAGGCUGGGCUCGGACCCUCUGGCCAGGAGAGAACCCUCGGUGAACAUUGCCAGAAAGUCUCAUCUCUUCCAGGGCAGCUUCACUGCCGACCACUCCUUCAGCUCAGAAAGGCAACUGCCUUCUUCUGUAGAACCAGGGCCUGCUCAGGACCCACAGUCCACCCGACACAAUCCUAACAUCUCUUACAAAAUGGCAUCAGGGCCUCAGGCACCCAGUGGAUCUCAGAUCUCACCAUCACAGUCCUUGAGUUGCUCUGUGCAGGCUGUACAAACCUCAGUGAUAGAGUCCCAGUCAAAUGGAAACCAUGGACCAGGCGCCACAUUUCAUCCAGAGUGCCAAAAGGCACUCCACUCUGACUCUGCUGGUAAAGGGCAAGGGCAUGCCAGUCAUUCUCUCCUGAACAACUCUGUAAACAUGCUCAACAGCAGUGUCCACCAGAGCCUUUCACUAAAACAAAUUGAUGUACCUGAAAAUGAGGCGCCAGAAAAUGAGACCAACAGAGAUGUAUCACACAGUGGGCUUGGUAACCUCUCCCACGUCACCCCUAAUACAUCUCUGGGACUGAUCCAAGCCACCCCAUCACGAGUUCUCCCCUCACCUACAGUCAAUACACGAGAGGCACUUGAUGUGAUCAUGGAUAUGUUCCAGGCUCCUACAUUCCUGCAGGACAACCUGUUCAAUGGCACAGUGCAGCAGGCUGAGGACAGCUUUGAGGCCAGCUGUCGUGUUACUGGCAAGUUCUCUGACAGUGUUGUCCCACCAGAAACCAAAUCAGCACGGGCCCUUGUGGAAAUUCCUUUAUCCAAGCCAAAUGAGACUUCCCAGGGCAUGGAGUCAGUGCCUGACGAGAGUGCAGUGUGGGGAGCUCGCUACACCUCCAUGGCACCUUGUCCUAACCACACAACUGAUUUUGCCAUGUCAGCUCAUCUGGCAUCCACUCCUUUUCACCAUAACGCUCCGCACUCAUGGGAAUUUGAGCCAGACGAAGAUAAUAUGCAUCCCAGAGGAUUCUGUGGACCGGAGGAGAACCCUUUCAUGCGCCAGCCAACUAAACUAAGCCCAAUCAUGGAGCAAAGUCCGUCUGAGGAGAAGCAGUGCGAGGGAGCAGAGUGUACUCUGAGAGCUCAGGGCACUAUUGUUGGUGAGGGACUUUCUUUGGUUCAGCAGAGCCACAGUCAGACCACCUGCAGUAUCAGCAAGCAUCCGCUGGCCGCUCUGUCCUUUCCAGACAACACAGUCACUCAAAGUGAGGAAGAGCCUUCUAGAAGCUUGGUCACAGGUGUUAGGCCCGGCUGGAGUAUCUAUAAGAGCCCAGAGCAUGACUCCAAGUUACACCAGCCCUGUUCAAACACCACCGAGCCAAUGAUGGUUGCGGCCGAGUUUGUAGAUCAAGAGGAGGUGCCAGUAGCUGACCGUCUUCUCCCAAGGAGAUCUUUCCAUAGACGAGAUGCAAAAGGAGGACUGUCUGAAAGCCGAAACGAUGCUGGUUUGGCCAACUGUGACGUCGCAGCGAGCCCUAAACCAGCAGAAAAACCCACACUUGAUGUUCCUAUGAGUCCGGAUUCUGCUCCUGCACUUGGCUGGUUUUGCGCCACUAGCCCAAUGCAUGUAACCGAACCUGACCUGGAUGUGUUUGCAACGCCCCAAAAGGUCAAAGUGGACCAGUGCCUUUCGAGAAGUAUCGUGUGUUCAGCAGUGGAUGUCCCAAUGAGUCCUGUUCCCAGAACACAAGAACUGGAUCUAGCCUUACCCAUGAGUCCAGACCAGACAUCUGUGUCCCACUCAGCUACUCCAGCUGUGGAGCUGGUGCCCGACCCCUGGGAUGAAGACCUCAUUUGCUCUCUGCUGUCCAAACUGCAAACCCCACUGUCUGCUUACCCAAACUUCUCCAGCUGGAACUGCAAUGUCCCCAAUAUCGUGCCCAAGAUGACUGUUCAAAUGGCUGAGGAGUCACUGCGGGUCGACUUUGUACUUGGACAGGGUGCUUUUGCCACCGUGUACCAGGCAACAAAUCUCACAACCUCAGAGAAACUGGUCCUCAAGGUCCAGAAACCAGCCAAUCCCUGGGAGUUUUACAUCAACUGUCAAUUAAACGUGCGGCUGCACCAAAGCACGCGUCACCUCUUUAACAACAUCUAUUCUGCUCACCUCUUCACGAAUGGCAGCGUUCUUUUGGGAGAGUUGCACAACUGUGGCACACUGCUGAACGCUGUAAACCUGUACAAGAGCCGCAGUGAGAAGGUGAUGCCCCAGCCUCUUGUCCUUUACUUCACUGUCUGUAUUCUGCACAUGGUGGAGCUGUUGCACCAAGCUCGCAUCAUCCAUGCUGACAUCAAACCCGAUAACUUCCUGCUGGGAGAAAGGUUCCUGGAAAACAAAUGUUUUGACCCCGAGAACCUUGACCAUGGACUUGCCUUGAUUGACCUUGGCCAGAGUAUUGAUAUGACACUCUUCCCAGAAGGCACUGCUUUUACAGCCAAGUGCUUGACCUCCGGUUUUCAAUGCACGGAGAUGCUGAGUGGAAAGCCAUGGAACUACCAGACAGACUACUUUGGGAUUGCAGGCACAGUAUAUUGUAUGAUAUUUGGAACAUACAUGCAAGUGAAGAAUGAAAAUGGUGUAUGGAAAACCAAUGGAGUGUUUAAAAGGAACCCCCACUGUGAUUUAUGGCAGGAAUUUUUCCACACCCUGCUCAACAUACCUGACUGUAGCUCUUUGCCUUGUCUGCGCAGCCUGCGCACUCAGUUCAACUCUGUCCUGCAGCAGAACUAUGGCAACAAACUGCGCAGUCUCAAAAACAGACUGGUAGUGCAGCUUCUGGAAGCCCGGUCAUCCCGAAGAUAG